This is a messenger RNA of Fraxinus pennsylvanica, 858 nucleotides long. NCBI's taxonomy places the organism in Eukaryota, Viridiplantae, Streptophyta, Magnoliopsida, Lamiales, Oleaceae. The record is from the annotation of a GenBank genome assembly.
AUGAGUGCAAACGAGAGCCAUAACCACCACCAAAUCUUUGAUGUCUCCAUCAAUGUCCCUCCUCAGAUUGGUUCCAAGUGUUUUGACGAUGAUGGCCGCCUCAAACGAACCGGAACUAUUUGGACUGCAAGUGCUCACAUAAUAACUGCUGUAAUUGGUUCUGGAGUUCUGUCCUUGGCCUGGGCUACUGCACAGCUUGGAUGGAUAGCAGCAUGUUAUCGGUGUGGGGAUCCCGAUAACGGGGAAAGAAAUUACACGUAUAUGGAAGCUGUCCGAGCCAACCUCGGAGGAUUCCAGGUUAAAGUUUGUGGAGCAAUUCAGUACUUGAAUCUUUUUGGAGUGGCUAUUGGUUACACGAUUGCGGCAUCUAUAAGUAUGAUGGCAAUUGAAAGGUCUAAUUGCCUUGGAAUUGCAAAAGUUGCAGAAACUGGAAAAAUUAGGGGAAGUCUAACUGGAAUAAGCAUAGGCACAGUGACUGAAAUGGACAAGAUAUGGAGAAGUUUUCAAGCACUUGGAGCCAUAGCUUUUGCUUAUUCUUACUCCCUUAUCCUUAUUGAAAUUCAGGAUACAAUAAAGUCCCCACCAUCACAAUACAAGACAAUGAAAAAGGCCACUCUAUUGAGUGUAGCAAUCUUCAUCACCUUCACAGCAAUACCAGUUGAAGGUGUGAACCCUACUCCCCAAAAUCAUAAUUCCAACAUUGUCUCCAUGCCCUACUCGACUACGUGUGAAAGGGGUUUUGAAGAAGGCCACAUGCAGGGACCGCAAGGAGAUAUGGAGGAUGACAUAGACUUCAAUGAUUCAGAGAACGACAUAUCGCCCGGAGAUAAUGAUAUGUUGUUCGAGAAAAAUGUAUGA